Molecule: messenger RNA, 1818 nt
Organism: Pseudovirgaria hyperparasitica
Lineage: Eukaryota; Fungi; Ascomycota; Dothideomycetes; Acrospermales; Acrospermaceae
Exons: 3
Coding region: 1-1818 (605 amino acids)
Source: RefSeq, a predicted model, not a curated record
AUGGCCAAAUUACGAGCACGACGUUCUCAGCGCCAUACUAUUCACGCAGACUCAUCCUUGCAAGGGAAGUCUCAGAGUCGUAUCCAAAAGAAGUCGACGCCUGUAAAUCGUAAAAGUGGUCGGUUGAAGGAGCAGGCUGCUAGGACAAGCUUGGAGGCUCCCAAGUCCAAGUCUCCUCUACGUUCUGCAGACGAGUCGCAGCCUCGGUCCCCGCCACGAAGUCCUACUGUCAAACGAAAGUGCAUCGACGAAGAGGGAACAGUGACAAAAAGAGCACAGAAAAGACAGGAACAGGCCCCACAUCAACUGGAGAAAGAGGUUAAGACACCCAAGGAGGACACCGAAAGUUUGCAAGAGGCAGAUCCAAUCGACUUUUGGAUAAAAGAAGGGCGCUGGCCAGCAGAGCUGUUUCAAAUCAACGACGAGACACGCACUUUCUUCUCGCGAGACAUUGAGGAGGAACGCUGGUUGCGGGAGGUCUACAUACCAAACAUGGAACCGGCUGGCAGUCCACAGGGGAACGCCGGCUUAGAGCACAUGCGACCGAUGCUUGCAAGGAAGAAAAUAUCAAAGUCAUCGCUGCUACAGAAGAAGUCGGACGCUGGCUCUUCAACUAAAGCUUCGACUCCAAGUGACCAGAGGUCACAGGACGAUAAGAGUAACCAAUAUACUGACGUUCGCUAUGAGUCCAUUCUUGCCACAAAAGGGAGCUUCUUAAUAGAGGACCCAGAAGGCCCGACAGAAGCGAGCAUCAAUGUCUGUCGUCGACUCCUUGAUGGAGAGCAGUCCGUGCCGGAGGACAGCCUAUUCAAUGACGACAUUUUCAAAGAUACUUGCGACGAGAUUAGAAAUCGAAAUGAAGCCAAGGUCGUGCGCGACAUCGCCAAGCUGAUUGUACCGUCGCCUCGACGUUCCAAGACUCGAGGGACGAAUCGCUAUAGAAGCCCACUGACUGAGAGCGUCAGUGAAGGCUGGACCAACUCGAUACCACUAAUAAAGUCCUGCCCCCGGCCGGACUUUGCAGUUGGUUUUAGUCGGUUAGCGUUUACAGAAGAGCGACUUGCGAAGCUAGCCCCGUUUAUAGGCGAUCUCACUGACACGUCUGUGUUCAUGGGCACGUUCUAUAUGUACCUUCCGUUCCUAACGUGUGAGGUUAAGUGUGGUGCUGCAGCACUUGACGUUGCCGACCGUCAGAACGCUCAUAGCAUGACACUAGCCCUUCGCGGCGUGGUCGACUUAUUCCGACUAGUGGGCCGUGAGAAGGAACUUCACCGGCAGAUCCUGGCCUUUUCUAUUUCGCACGACCAUCAAAGCGUACGUAUCUACGGGCACUAUCCCGUGAUUGAAAAAACCAAGACGUUAUACUACCGCUAUCGAAUCCGAGCAUUCGAUUUCACGGAACUAGAUGGCAGAGAGAAGUGGACAGCCUACAAGUUCGUCAAGAACAUAUACGACGUAUGGAUGCCAGACCACUCCAAGGCCCUGUGCUCGGUCAUUGACAAGAUACCCGCCGGCGUGAGCUUUGCGCUCUCGCAGGUCGGAGACAUCCAAUCCCCCGACGCCAGCGCCGGCGCAACCUCCGGCCUCUCGCGGGACUUUGCCAGCUCUUCACUUGCGCAGCGCUCGUCAACUGGGUACCUUUCCGAGGACGAGGAGGAUGUACAGGGAGAGGCUGCCACCCCGUCUGAGGCUAGGGUUGCGGGUGGGCGAAAGCACAGCACGCCAGAGACAUCUGUCUCGCAGCAGCAAGCCGGGCCGUUCAAGAAGCCGCGGAAUAAGAGGCAUGGGCGCGGGCAUGGGCAUGGGCAAGACGGGUAG